Messenger RNA from Polypterus senegalus (gray bichir), 3673 nucleotides. It is a transcript of the gene ccdc61, whose product is annotated as coiled-coil domain containing 61. Gene Ontology annotation, cellular component: centrosome. Lineage: Eukaryota; Metazoa; Chordata; Cladistia; Polypteriformes; Polypteridae. The record is from RefSeq and is a predicted model, not a curated record. Bases 301 to 1908 code for a protein of 535 amino acids. The transcript has 13 exons.
ACGGUUUCGCCAAUCAGAAGUGUCCUAGGGCGGGGCCACUAACUCCCGGUUGUUCCCCCGCUCGCAUCAACAGAAGCAACGGACAGAAAGAAAGGAGGAGGCGGAGGAGGAGCGACACCGUGCUGUUGGUUUUGAAUAUUCUUAGUUACUAUCUCGUUUAAUUCAAGGUCUAUAGGGUUUUAAUUUGUGAUAUAAUUGAGCGGUGCAUCAACAAGAUUUUGGGUUUCGAAGAAGGCAGGCUGACCUUUCCACAUUGCAUCUCUUCACCUGCCCCACACAGGUGUAAGGGGCCUGCAGGGGAUGCUUGGAAGAAUGGAAACUGUGCAGAAAGAACUGGUGUUCCAAGGGACAAAAUACUCCAUCUUGGUGUCAUGGGGAGAGGACUUGUUGGAGGUGGAAGUGUCGAACACCGUUACCACGGAGCAGUGGGGGGCGGAGUUUAGCCCAGAGUAUAUCGAGAACCUGACCCGAAAAACAGGCAACUUCAAGGAGUUUGCAAUCUUCUGCAACAUGUUGGUGUCUGCCGUCACAAAGUCCUGUGAAUCAGUGACCCUUCAGCUUUUGACAUUCGAUGAUCUGCAACAGCUGCAUAAGAAAAAAGCAUCCCAUUCAGAAUGUGUCCGGCCGCUAGUCAAGUCUCCGGCCCUCAACAUGAAGCGAUACUUCAUUUUAAUCUACUCUGUGGAGUUUGACAGAAUUCACUACCCGCUACCACUAGCAUUUUAUGGAAAGCUGGACCCAGUUCUGCUUCAAAGGGAAAAUCGCAGAUUGAGGUCUCAACUAACAGAAUGGAUGUCGAAUGAGGGACCUGAUACCAGAGAAGGGGAUAUGCAUCGUCUUCAAGCAGAAGUGGAGCAGCUGCGCCAAGAAAAGGCCCUCCUAACAAGGGAACUGGAGGUCCUGCGAUCAGAAACAUGCCAGCCACGCCGGGAUCCCCGAUCCAUGAAGGUAUUGAAGGAUAUGGUGAGAAUUCUCGAGGAACAGCUUUUACAGGAGCGCAACAAACACCAGCGUUCAGCCAGCAAGAGAGAGCAGGAGUACAACUUGCUACUAGAUGAGAUUGAAGACCUGAAAGCAUCUGAGAGAAAACUGAAAAGUCGAGUGAAGAGUCUCACCAGUGAACUGGCCAUAUAUAAAAAAGGGAGGGUGACUCCAGUGGGGCAACCUCGUUCAGGCUCUGUUUUGGGGUCAGACCACAGCCAUGGAGAAGAAAGACGGUCCACGUCAAAUGAGAGGAGUGCUGGCCACAGGCUACGCUCACAAAGCCGAUCGCACUCCAGAGGGCAGAAUGAGCAGUGGGGGCAACGGAAUCAAAGAAUUGGCUCAAGAGAAAGGUCAAGUUCGCGGGAAAUGCAGAGUUCUGCUGAGAAACGGUUGAAGGUGCCCAGACAGUCCCCUUCACCUUCAGCAAGAAGACCUCCUCGAUUUGACCCCACUGCAUAUGUAAAAGACAAAGCACGCAAACAGAUGGAGACAGAGACGAGGAACCAACGGAAAGUGCUCAGGGACAUGCUAUCCUCUCCCAGCAGUGCACAGCGGGGCCGGACCUUCUCGAGAGCCACACGGCCGGCAGGUAGGAGUGUCGGCUCUGCACGAAGCUCCUCUGCUGAAACACUCCGGAGCAGGCAGUCUUCAGCCAGCUCAAUGUCGGAGACGGAGGAUCUCUCUGGGCCUUUUCCCUCCAAGUCCACUUCCAGGAACAGAAAAAAGAAGCAUCCUUGCAAAUCAGGACUGGGAAAUGGCUGCAUAUUGCCAGGUAGCCGGUCCAAGGCCAAGAAAAGGAUGUCGAGCACUCCAAACAGGAUAAGCAAAGCCAGUGACAAAGAGAACUCCUAUGAAUUGUCAGAUAUCGAUGCUCGCUUAAUGACUGUUAGAGAAUACCUGAGAAACAUGGAGGCUCGCUGCUAGCAGUCCAGGGCAGGACCACACCACACUGCACUGUAAGGGUGUCCAGUGGUCCGGUUGGUGGGGCAGCUGCCAAGGACCUCCCAUUUUCUAAUACGCCCGUCUGUCUGAAGUUCAGAUUGUUUUGUUUGGUCUAACGGGCUGCUUUGAACAAGCCGAACAGAAAAUGAGGCAGCUUGACUUUGUGGAAAUCAAACUCAGAAAAAAGUUCCUCUUUGAGAUGGUUGGGCUUUAUUUUUAAUUAUGACAUUUGGUUAAUUUUAAUCUGUUGAUUUUCUUUUAUUGUAUAUAUUUUUUUAUCCAAAUCACACUGAUAUUGAGAACAUUGCAGAAGUUAUUUUCAUAUUUAUUUUUCUUCUGUAUUGUUUGGUAUAGUUUUCAAAAUAUCCAGGCCUUAAAUGUCACCUGUCUGUCCUGCAGUAUUGUGCAGUCAAAUCAGAGUGUUAACUCUCCUUGACAACUACUAGGGAAAUCUAAAUAAACUAUAGGAUGUGUCAUCUGUUGUCACCGGCCGGGACUUUUAUUGGCUAUCCGUCCAUUUACAUUUAUUCACUUAGCAGACGCUUUUAUCCAGUGUGAUUUGCAAAAAAAGUCCCCAAAAUGGAGUAAACAGCAUUUUGGGGACUGUCUAGGAACAAGGGGACAAAAGUGACCAUCACAAGUGAAGAGCUCAGAACUAAACACAUGAAGUCUUUGUUAGAUGAACCUGAGAAGGCCAUUGUGAAGUAGACAGAAGUUUGCCAAACAAAAGAGUCUCCAGACGCUGCUUAAACACACUGAAGGAGUCAGCGGUUCUGACAGAGGUGGGCAGCUCAUUCCACCAUCUGGGAGCUACACAUGAAAGGAGAUCUGCUGCCAUGCAGAGGUGACAUCAUCAGAUGCCAUUCAUUCACAGACCCAGCCAGAUGAAACGGAGCAAAGGACCUCACAAGUGUCUCCAUAUACGUGAGUGCUGACCUCUGUUGGCAAUCAUCAAAGAUGUGAACUUCAGCAGCCAGUCUAGCAACCUGAGAAAAGGAGUGACAUGUGCCCAUCUCAGCUGGGUGAGCAUAAGACGGGGUUGCUACAUUUUGAAUUAUCUACAAUGGCUUGAUGGCACAUGCGAGUUCUCCUGCCAGUAGAGAGUUGCAGCAUGUCCUGGAAGUAGCAGAUCUUCAAUUUUUAAAUUGUAGAUGUUUAUAUUUUUAAAAUAUUUCACUAAAACAAGCCAGAUGAACUUAAUUUUAGACAUUUUACAGGAGCAAUUAACAUUAAAGCUUCUUUUCUUCCUGAACUGUACCAGUAAUCUAUCAUGUUAAAACAUCUGCUUCAAUGGUUUACAACAGAACUUUUUUUUUUUUUAUGAAUACCAGAAAAUAGCUAUAAUUACUCGAGCCAUGUUGAUUAUUUUAUAAUUUGGGGAUGUAUAAAAUGAUCAUAUAGACAGCCAGCCAAUCAAAUGUGUGUACUAUCACAUGUCCUGAAGCCUCCCGUGGAAUUUUAGCAUAAAUACGGCUUGUCCAACGGACAAAAGAAUAAACUAGAGGAAAAAAAAAGGAAGUGAUGUCAGAGACUGAGAAACGUGUGACUAUUUUAUCCAGACGUUAGAAAGAAGCAUCCUGUGACUAACAAGGAUCGCUAAACUAACAGCCGCCCAUGACAAAAUCCGAUCCUUUUUUUCCCCUAAUGACUAUAUCCAGAUUUUUCCUGUCAAUUUUAUUUUCCAUCGUAUCUUGUUCUACUUGGUAUUAUUAUUCAUUAAUAAAUACCACUUUGCUUUUGCAUUUUC